Molecule: messenger RNA, 2410 nt
Organism: Zalophus californianus (California sea lion)
Lineage: Eukaryota; Metazoa; Chordata; Mammalia; Carnivora; Otariidae
Gene: TMEM50B
Product: transmembrane protein 50B
Exons: 7
Coding region: 445-921 (158 amino acids)
Biological process (GO): protein targeting to vacuole; late endosome to vacuole transport via multivesicular body sorting pathway
Source: RefSeq, a predicted model, not a curated record
UCCACCGCUCGCUCCGGCCCAGCCCGCGUCCCCUCGGGCCGACCGUGGCCGUGACGCGCGGGGAUCCGCUCUCGACCCGGGCGGGCCGCACCGCCGCGUUACCUGGCCGUCCAUUGCCGGUCUGGGGAGGUCUGGAAGGUUCCCAUCUCGAGCCUCUCGGCUUCCCAGGGCCACGGGCAGGGGAGAGAGGCGGUGGACGGCUAGCACGGGGAGUCUGGGGGCGACUCAGGUACUUCGUCGCCCCUCUCGUGUGCUCCGAACCAUUGCUGGGAAUAUUGUCAGUGUUCUGUGGACUUUGCCGACUCUGGCCUUAGGAGAGUCAGGUACAGAGGUGGGAAGAGGAAAUGUACGAGGCGCAGCUUUCUUUUGAUAAUUACUCAUAAAGUGUGGAGUGUCCUUUUAGAAUACAGAGUUUAAUGAAAAAUCCAUGCUUACGGGGUGAAAAUGGCAGGCUUCCUCGAUAAUUUCCGUUGGCCAGAAUGCGAAUGUAUUGACUGGAGUGAGAGAAGAAAUGCCGUGGCUUCUGUGGUGGCAGGCAUAUUGUUUUUUACAGGUUGGUGGAUAAUGAUUGAUGCCGCCGUGGUGUACCCUAAGCCAGAGCAGUUGAACCAUGCCUUUCACACGUGUGGCGUGUUCUCCACAUUGGCUUUCUUCAUGAUAAAUGCUGUGUCCAACGCUCAGGUGAGGGGGGACAGCUAUGAAAGCGGCUGUUUGGGAAGAACAGGUGCUCGAGUUUGGCUCUUCAUUGGUUUCAUGUUGAUGUUUGGGUCACUUAUUGCUUCCAUGUGGAUUCUUUUUGGUGCAUAUGUUACCCAAAAUACUGAUGUUUAUCCAGGACUGGCUGUGUUUUUUCAAAAUGCACUUAUAUUUUUUAGCACUCUGAUCUACAAAUUCGGAAGAACUGAAGAGCUGUGGACCUGAGAGCACUUCUUAGAUCACAUUUCCUUUUGUUUUGUUAUAUUUGUAGAUAAGUUUUUCUCUCUCAACAUAAUUUACACAUUGCCAAAUGGGAUAGAUUGUACAUUGUUUUGUUUCUUUACACUUUUAUGCUCUGAGUUUUGAAGUAGUUUUAUGAAGUGUCUGUCCUUUUUUAAAAUCAUUGAAUAGAUUGUUAAUAUGUACAUAUAUAAAACUAUAUAGAUGGGAUGAUGAGUAUCAGUUUUUUAUUCCUGAAGACUUAAAGCUUGAUCUAUUCCCUGAGCCAGGGUUGUAUCUUCAUGUCAUUUUAGAAUUUUGUUUUUAGUAUCUUUAGUUUUAGUAUCUUUAAUUUCUGAAGAUGUGCAAAAAAAAAAAAAAAAUAUAUAUAUAUAUAUAGCUCCAUGCAUCUGAAAGAAGCACUGAGCCAUUAACAAGGGUAUUUCAGCAAGUUGUAAUUUAUUUUGGCUUAAAAAUGAGAUUUUUUAAAAGGAAAAAUGUUUGUUAUGUAUUAAAGAAAUGGACUUUUAUAUGAAGAUUUUUUAAAUGCCUGAAGGACUAGUUUGAAAGCCUCUUUUAAAAACAAUUUCUGUAACAUGACUUUGAGAAGGGAUAAUACGUGAUCAGGUACACUCAGUUUUAUAUGGUUAAUGUGAAAAGGCUGUGAGGCAGCUCAGCAACAUGCUUUUUGUAAAAACAGCUCCAACAAUCUGUCUAAUGGGAUUAUCUUGGCAGGCUGUUAUUAUCUGAUGUUACAAAAUUCAGCAUCAAACAAGUUUGAGACAACUGCAGUUUAAAAGCAUGAACCAUAUAACAAAAACUGGAAUAAUUAGUUUCAAGAUAAAGCACUUCUUCCCAAAGGGAAUUAUUAUGACCUAGUGAAAAAUUAGGCGUUAUCUCCACUUAGUUACCAACCGCAAGUGGCUCUUUGCACUACUGGCUCUCAAACUUUGGGUGAACUCUUCCUGCAAAAUAUAUCUUUAACCCGAAAGUCCAUAAUUCCAGUUGAAACCUUCUUUUGCUGAGUUUGAAACACUGUGCACCAUGUGUAUUCCUAGGAGAGGAGACGAGAGGAGACGAGAGGAGACGGGAGGAGAGGAGACGUCAAAGUGAUGGUUGGGUCCUUGUUGCUACUUUUGCCUUCCUUUGUUAUACAGGCUUUGUGUUGCACUUUUUUUCCUCCAGAGGGAUUUUAUAGCACCUUUUGUUGUAAGACAGAAUAAUAGCAAUGGUAUAAAUAUGUAGCUUCUAGUGCAAGGCUUAUCUUGCUUUACCCUCUCCGCUCCCUGAGAGGGUUUACUGUGCACAGAGUAUGAAGCGGUUGUGGAACACUGUGCCUUUGUCUAGACACCUUCUUGUUUAAUUACUUCUUCCUUUGUUGUUGUUUUUCUCUCCAAAUGUCAGUAAACUUUGUCUUGCCUCCAACAACUUGUAAGGCUAAUUACUGGUGGCCACUCUCUUGUCACGUGUUGCAAUAAAUAUUACUUCUCACACA